Gongylonema pulchrum is the source of this 243-nucleotide messenger RNA. The record is from the annotation of a GenBank genome assembly. NCBI's taxonomy places the organism in Eukaryota, Metazoa, Nematoda, Chromadorea, Rhabditida, Gongylonematidae.
AUGUGCGGCACAGAUUAUAUCGAAAAGCGUGGCCGAAUACAUCUUGCUAUUCGUGUGGAGAAUGGUAUCCUCAAAGUUAAAGUAAGUGAAGCACGAAAUUUGAUUCCAAUGGAUCCAAAUGGCCUCUCUGAUCCGUACUGCAAAUUGAAGUUAAUACCUGAUGAUCACUCUGCCAAAUCCAAGAAGAAAAGUCGGACAAUAAGGUCUACUUUGAAUCCGGUGUGGAACGAGAGCUUCGAAUAG